AUGCGGCUCCAGGAAUAUAGUCACGUGAAAGUUCUGCUAUUCACUGUGAUUCUCACCCUUUUGAAUGCGGGGGCAACAACGGAGUUAUUGGACAUUGGCGAGACAUUAGCGAGCAUUAGUAGAGCCGCAAAAAUUGUCGUAGGCAGUACGGAUGGAGCAGAAAAUACAUCUCACUGCAUGAGAGAUAUCAAUUUACUUUGGGAAAGUGUUGCCGUUGGAGAGCAAUGGGCUCUGCAAAUGUUGGAUGCAUCUUCCAUACUUCAGCCAGGGAUCCUUAAAGGAAAUGUCCACGACUUGGGAAUGUACGACGAAUGCGAGGAGGUCGGUGUGCAGUACAAUCCCUCGAACAUCACAGGCCAACACUGUAUGAUUUCGUUUUUGGUCCCCCCCGAGUUCUUUAGCGAUCCUUCGGCGAUGUUGCUGAUGCAAAGGUUGUCUCCACUGGGUCAGAGUGCAGAAAAUGCCGUGAGUUUGAGCUCGUCCGUGUGUUUGCCUUCGUCCUGUAACAAGGAAGACGUCUUAAGGAUCGCGGGAAGAAUCGUUGACCAAACACCAGAGCUUUCAAGGUCAGGGAUAAGGGUUACCAAGGCAAUAUGUUCGCGAUCAAACGAGAACAACUUCACUCUGCUAGAAACUCUAACUAUAUGCUUUUUCGCCGUGCUUGUGACUUUCCUCAUAUUUUGCACCAUCUGUGAUUAUCCGACGCGAACCGGGAACCAUGAUUCGUCUCAAGCGGUAAAGAUACUGGCAAAAUUUUCGCUCCAAAGAAGUGCUCUGGAUUUGUUUAACACGAAAACAACACCCGGAAGAAUGCCGGCUAUUCACGGAUUGCGGGUAUUAAGCAUAUGUUGGGUUGUCUUCGUUCACAGGUGCUUCAUCACUGCGAUUAGCCCUGUUGCAAAUUUAGCUGACUUCUUAUCAUGGCAGAGUCGAUGGUACUCGCUGUUCGUUUUCAUGAUAUCUUUUAUCGUUGAUAUCUUUUUCGUUAUCAGUGGCUUUCUCACGACGCAUCAGCUUUUGAAAUCCAUCGGUUCUGCAAGGAACAAGUUCAACUUCACCGAGAUCUGUCUUCGUCGAUACAUUAAAUUAACACCAUGCAUCGUGGUUUUGAUUUUGUUUACCGCAUUCUGUCUUCGGCACAUCGGAUCAGGCCCAGUAUGGGAACACUUGAUUGGCAUCAUGGUGGACAGUUGCCGAGAGAAUUGGUGGACCAAUAUUGUUUAUUUGCAAAAUGUUAUAAACCCACAAAACAUGUGUUUACCUCACACUUGGUAUUUGGCCGCUGACAUGCAGCUGUUUUGGAUAUCUAGAGUCAUCCUGGCCGCUUCGUAUUACUGGUCGAAACAUACCCGCAGGAUUCUCAGCUUGUCUCUUUUUGUCUCGAUGAUUGUGCCACCUGUUCUCUUUGCCAUCAAUGGUCACACCAGCGCAUUCUUCAAGGUCACAAACAACACGAGCGUAUUCGAGUACCGGGAAAAUUUCGUCAACGUUUAUAUGUCCACCGUUCAUCGAUCAUCCGCCUACCUGGUGGGCGUUGUUCUCGGAUACGUAAUCGCAACCACGAAGCUUUGCCUAUCCAAGCUCCAGGUGGGAACCCUCUGGAUUCUGGCAUGCGCUAUCAUGUCACUAUGUGCCAUUGCCACUCGGCACCUUUACAGCGAUUCCUAUGUCUACGACGUGGUCUUCGAAUCAGCGUAUGCAGCCCUUGCCCGACCUGCAUGGGCAAUUGCAGUAGCGUGGAUGAUUUACGCAUGCACUCAGGGCUACGGGGGUCCCAUCACGGAGACGCUUUCGUGGCCAGGUUUUCUGCCUCUGAGUCGACUGUCGUAUUCCGUUUAUUUGGUCCAUCUUGUGAUUCAGGUUUCGACCGCAGCGGUAACACGCAAUUCGGUUGUGUUUUUGAAGUUUCAAAUCUUUCAUUUGUUCUGGGGUGAUUUGGCAAUCUCAAUUGGAAUGGCCUUCCUCCUCAGUAUCUUCAUUGAAGCCCCUGUGAUGGUUCUUGAAAAGAGCUUCAAAGGUUUUCACUGGAGUUGGGACACGUCAGGGCAGAAGUUUUUUAGAAUAAUUGGCAACACAUACGCAAGGUGGAAAUCGGUGAAAUUGGAAAUGCUGACCUAUUAUUCGGUCCCUCAACUCCUUUCGUGCAGCUUGUUUCUGAUUUUAAAUACGUCGAUGAUUGUGCAAUUAGCACGGUCAGCCGCUGAGACUGGUCUCUGGAUCACCCAUAGCAGUCGAUUCCGUUGCUACGUCACGAAACCGGUUAUUGCGCUACACAGAUUCCUUGUGACCAUCGCGCAGUGGCGUGAGAUGGAAAAACGCGGUUGGCAAGUAUGGUUGCUGAUUCUGAAUAAUGAAUUCCAAUACUCGCCAGACGCAUUCGCAGACAAAGAGUUAUUAUCGAUAAGAAGAAGAGCGAUGAGCUCGCACGAGACCAGACGAUUGGUGCUUGUUAUCGAUAUACAAAAAGAACGAGAUGAACGACAUCAUCUGAACUACUCCGAAGAAAUACCAGCAUUUUGCACAAAAACUGUACCGAAAGCUUAUAGGUAUGAUUUAUCGACCAGUAAAAUGAACGAUCAUGCAGGUGUAAUGGUGUCUGCAGGAUUAACAACGACUGCUCCGAUAUUCUGGGAAUCCGUUACGGAAUUUUCACGCGAAUCAGGGCAUUUCAAUUCCCGUAGUAGAAUGUUCUUGAUCAACUGCGGAGGUUCGACAGUUUUACUGUUCGCUUUGUUGCAAAGUUUGGUUUCUGCAUCAUACCUGAAUGAUGCGGAGAAUACUAAGACAGUGAUCCAACAGGUCUUCAACGACUUGCGAUCUCCGUUAAAGGAGGAAAUCCUUUCGGCAGUAAGAGCGUCCGAUUCUACUUGCGAGGAGGAGCUUGCAGCAUGGAAUCAGGCAAUUCAAGCCGGCCAGUUGUGGGCAUUGCGAAUGAUAGAUGCGGCGUCGAAAAUUCAGUCAGGAAUCCUGAACGGUAACAUACGUGACCUCGGGAUGUAUGGGGAAUGCAUUGGGACCAAUGGGGAGUACAAUAACGUCAGUAUUCAGGGAAAGCAUUGCAUGUUUUCCGUUGGUUUGGCGUCCAAUGAAUCCAGCGAUGCAACCAACGAUACGUCUACGAUAUCAGCGAUCACUACUUCAUCAAUUUGCGUGCCAUCGUCUUGCGAUGAGGCAUCCGUUGUGGAGUUUAUAAAUAGCGUUCUUAACACCACGCCGAUAAUCAGCAAUUUAGGACUUGCAGCUAAUAGAGCGACCUGCAGGCCCUUGGAAUACGGAGAUUUCACCGUCGCAGAAAUUUUGACAAUAACGUUCUUUUCGGCGAUUGGCGCGUUCAUUGUGGCCUGUACCAUUUGCGAUUUCGUACGAAGAAGCAGACCUGCUGAUUCGUCUACUUUAAUGAACACUCUGGCAAAAUUUUCUAUGUACACCAACGCGCUCAGCAUUUUGAACAGGAAAGUUACUCCUCAAACUUUACCAGCUCUACAUGGUAUUCGAGUCUUGAGCACAUGUUGGGUUGUGUUCGGUCAUCGUUACGUCACGUCAUUGUUGAGGCCGAUGGUGAAUCUCUUGGACAUUACGGAAUGGUUGGAUUCGUGGACUUCUCUUUACAUUUUAUUGGGGCCGUUUGCCGUCGACACCUUCUUCGUGGUCAGUGGAUUUUUAAUGACUUAUCUACACUUCAAGGCGAUAAAAGCGGGAAAGAAGGUCAAUUUGCCGAUGAUGUACCUUCACCGUUACCUUAGAUUAACGCCAUCCUUCGCCGUGAUCAUGUUAUUCAGUGCUGUUCUGCUCCAUCGGGUUGCAAACGGUCCCAUAUGGAGUACGAUGGACUUCAUCGUACAACCUUGUCGUGACAAUUGGUGGGUCAGUUUAUUGUACGUACACAACUUCGUACACAAGGAAGAAAUGUGCUUGCCCCACACCUGGUACUUGGCUGUUGACAUGCAACUCUUCUGGAUAACUCCACUAAUCUUGUAUCCGUUGCAACGCUGGCCAAAAAUCGGAUUUUGUAUUCUUGGGAGCUUUCUUCUGGCCUCUGUGGUUACACCAGCUGUCGUUCUUGGUGUAAACGGCUAUUCCAACGCACUCGUCAGUUUUGAGCUCGGACUAGCAUCGCUGGACGCCUUCUACAAGUUCUACAUACCCACUUAUAAUCGGGCCUGUGCCUACUUCGUCGGAAUGAUAUUGGGCUACUUCACGAUAAAUCAGAGAAGGCAGUUCACUCAGGUAAGCGCAACAGUCGCUUGGAUUAUCACCGCUGGACUUUUGGCAUUUUGUACCGGUGCUACUUAUCAUUCCUACAACAGUAAUUAUGCGUAUAAUCUGACAGUGGAAAUUUUAUACGCCGCAUUAUUGCGUCCAUGUUGGUCUAUUGCCAUAGCUUGGAUUAUUUACGCGUGUAUUCAUGGCCACGGAGGUCCCAUCACUCGGUUUUUAUCGCUACCAUUCUUUCUGCCUCUGAGUCGGUUGACAUAUUGCAUAUAUCUGGUGCAUUUUGUGGUUCAAUUGGCGAAGAAUUCAGCUUCACAACUUCCUACCUUAUUUUCAAAUUUUGUCUUGUUUAAUGGGUUCCUAAGUGAUCUGCUGCUGAGUAUCCCUUUGGCAUUUAUCUUCAGUUUAUUUAUCGAAUCUCCAGUAAUAGUCUUAGAGAAAAUUCUGACCAAUCGUGAUAGGAAACCAGAACCCUUGGGAAAGUCCAAUCAUGACAAUGAAAAGGAUUUUGGAAUUCGGAACCUCGGAAUGGAUAAAUGCUGAUCUCAAAGUUUAUAAUUCUCAAUUGACACCUUUAU
Molecule: messenger RNA, 4790 nt
Organism: Diprion similis
Lineage: Eukaryota; Metazoa; Arthropoda; Insecta; Hymenoptera; Diprionidae
Exons: 27
Coding region: 1-4755 (1584 amino acids)
Molecular function (GO): acyltransferase activity, transferring groups other than amino-acyl groups
Source: RefSeq, a predicted model, not a curated record